AUGGCAACCUCGAACCCCUCUGUAUGCCUAUAUGGUCCUGGCAAUGCAAAGAUCGAGGACAGACCGGAGCCCGAAAUCACAGAGCCGACAGAUGCAAUCGUGCGGAUCAAAUUCGUGGGCGUGUGCGGGAGUGAUGUGCAUUUCUGGAAUCAUGGCGGCGUCAACGGCAACUAUGUUUCAGCCUCCCACCCUUUGGUGAUGGGACACGAAGCAUCAGGCACCAUCCACGCCGUCGGAUCUGCCGUCAGCCAUUUGAGGCCAGGAGAUAAUGUUGCCAUUGAGCCAGGCCGGCCGUGUCGGUCAUGUUCAAGGUGCAAAGAAGGACUGUACAAUCUUUGUCCGGACAUGAAGUUUGCGGCCUGCCCACCAGACACUUCGGGGUGCUUGUCCAAAUACUUCAAGAUCCCGGCCGAUUUCUGCUAUAAACUGCCCCCGGGCAUCAGCUUGCAGGAAGGGGUCCUUGCAGAGCCGCUGGCGGUUGCAGCCCACGCCGUGCGCAUGAUUAGGGUUCGACCGGGCCAGACCGUGGUCAUCUUCGGCUCUGGCACUAUUGGCCUGUUGUGUGGUGCGGUGGCUCGGCUGUUUGGUGCGAAGAGAAUCAUCGCUGUCGACUUGUUAGACGAGAAACUAGACUUCGCAAGGGACUUCAACAGGGCUAGCACGUUCAGACCAGACUUGGAUGCGACAGCCGAGGAAGAUGCUGCGCGGCUGAUUCGAGAGAACGGGUUGGGGUUGGGGGCAGAUGCCGUGAUCGAGGCCACGGGGGCGGAAAGCUCAAUUGCAAUGGCGGUCUAUGUUCUUCGGCCGGGCGGUUCCUGUGUACAGACUGGGCUGGGUAAACCGGUGGUCAAUUUUCCUAUCCUCACCAUGAGCGAGAAGGAAUUGCACAUGCAUGGAGCCUUCCGCUACAACACCGGAGACUUCGGGGUGGCCAUGGAUGUGCUAGAGGCUGGCACCAUCCCGCUCAAGAGCCUCAUCUCAAACAUAUUUGACUUUGAGCACGCCGCCGAUGCGUGGGAAGCAACGAAACAAGGUCGGGGUAUCAAAAAUAUGAUUCGAGGCUAUGGAUAUAAAGAUCCUGCCAGGAUGAUGCAUUUGUAG
This is a messenger RNA of Capronia coronata CBS 617.96, 1101 nucleotides long. Its product is annotated as L-iditol 2-dehydrogenase. The record is from RefSeq and is a predicted model, not a curated record. Gene Ontology annotation, molecular function: L-iditol 2-dehydrogenase (NAD+) activity; zinc ion binding. Gene Ontology annotation, biological process: D-sorbitol catabolic process. The coding region runs from base 1 to 1101 and encodes 366 amino acids. The transcript has 3 exons. Lineage: Eukaryota; Fungi; Ascomycota; Eurotiomycetes; Chaetothyriales; Herpotrichiellaceae.